AUGGUCUUCAUGCUGUGUACAAUUGCAGUGAGGAAAUACUCUACAUUGUGUUUACUGGAGGUGUCUUCACUGAAUGAAAACUGCAGACAGGAGUAUUAUGCUUCACUGGAAUUACCUCCAGCAGAUCCUAUUGACUGCCCUAGAAUCAUAAGAGGAGAUGUGGAAGCUAUAGACCAAGCAUUGAUUGACAGGGUGCUUGUUAAAAAAAGACAAGCUCCAAUAACUGAAGAACAAUAUUUGAGGUUGACCAAAGACUGCAAGAUGUACAAGAAAAUUCGGAAAUUUAUUACCUUUCCGCUAAGUAAAAAGGAGGAAGAUUUUCCAAUUGCUUAUUCCAUGGUGGUCCAUGAUAAGAUUGACAUGUUUGAACGUCUCUUGAGAGCGAUUUAUGCACCUCAGAACAUUUAUUGUGUCCAUGUGGAUGAUAAAUCUCCAGAUAUCUUUAAGGAGGCAGUAAGAGCCAUCACCAAUUGCUUUGACAAUGUGUUUGUCGCUUCUAAACUGGAGAAAGUGGUCUACGCAUCAUGGUCCAGGGUGCAAGCAGAUCUGAACUGCAUGGGAGAUCUUCUGAAUAGUAAAGUUAAGUGGAAAUAUCUCUUAAACACAUGUGGGACUGACUUCCCAUUAAAGACCAAUGCUGAAAUUGUAAAAGCGCUUCAUUUAUUACAGGGAAAAAAUAGCAUGGAAUCUGAAAAGACCCCAGAGGGUAAAAUCGCUCGCUGGACAUAUCAUUUUGAAGUAGAUACAGAUAUACAUGAAACUGACACCAAAAAGAGUCCACCUCCUGACAAUGUUAAGAUGUUUUCAGGAAAUGCUUAUAUUGCAAUCACAAGAGACUUUGUCAAAAGCCUGUUUAAUAAUCCCCAGGUGAAAAAAAUUAUUGAAUGGGAGAAAGACACAUAUAGUCCUGAUGAACAUCUGUGGGCAACUUUGAAUCGAAUGCCUGGGGUGCCGGGUUCUGUACCCUCCCACCAAAAAUAUGACACUUCUGAUUUACUUGCAAUAGCAAGACUAGUAAAAUGGCAAGACCAUGUUGGAAAUGUCAAUGAAGGGGCACCUUAUUCUCAAUGCACAGGAACCUACCAACGAGGUAUCUGUAUUUAUGGUGUUGGGGACUUGCCAUGGAUUGUACAACAGCAUCACCUGUUUGCGAAUAAGUUUGAUUCUCUGGUUGAUAACAAUGCAAUACAAUGUCUGGAACAAUACCUAAGGCAUAAAGCUCUUUAUGGCGAAGAACCAUAACAACAUUUCAGAUGUUUAUUUCAAAGCUCUUUAUAUAUGCAUUUAUAUUUUUUACAUUUAAAUUAA
Spea bombifrons (plains spadefoot toad) is the source of this 1308-nucleotide messenger RNA. RefSeq names its product beta-1,3-galactosyl-O-glycosyl-glycoprotein beta-1,6-N-acetylglucosaminyltransferase 3-like. The record is from RefSeq and is a predicted model, not a curated record. Gene Ontology annotation, molecular function: acetylglucosaminyltransferase activity. The coding region runs from base 1 to 1242 and encodes 413 amino acids. NCBI's taxonomy places the organism in Eukaryota, Metazoa, Chordata, Amphibia, Anura, Pelobatidae. Gene Ontology annotation, cellular component: membrane. The transcript has a single exon.